Lodderomyces beijingensis is the source of this 2151-nucleotide messenger RNA. The record is from the annotation of a GenBank genome assembly. Lineage: Eukaryota; Fungi; Ascomycota; Pichiomycetes; Serinales; Debaryomycetaceae.
AUGCCCGAGAUCGAGAUAAGAAGGUCGUCGAGAAGUAACAAGGGGGUCCACUCACAUCGCGAGAAAGUGGAAGAAGAGGAAGAGGAAGAUGUUUACCAGAGAUUGAAGGCGAAAAAGACCCAAAAGAAAGAGGAAGGAACGGGAACAAGUAAGGCAAAGGCAGAGGCAAAAGCGAAGGAAGAUAGUGAUAAUAAUGACAAUAAUGAUGUCGAGGAGGAGGAGGAGGAGUUUGUUGAUUCCGAUGACGGGGAGAUACGAUGCGGUCCUUGUGGAACCACUACUGAGAACUACGACGCAGAUUCUGAUCCUCACGGAGAUAUGGUUCAGUGUGAAAAAUGCAACACAUGGCAACAUAUCAAGUGCAUGGGCUUGAAGAAAACCAGUCUUGCUGAAAAAUACGAAUGUGACGUGUGCUCGGGAAGUCCAAGAUUGGCGUUGAAACGGAAAAGACCAACUCCGACGAGCACUGAACGGGUGAAAAAAUCGCAGAAAGUUCAACAGGAGUCGGCAGAGGCAAUCGCUUUGGUGGAGAAAGUUGUUAAUCCAAUAGAGGCCUUGAAAAACCCAACAAGGGUAAGCACGGCCAAGGCGUUCUACAAUUUUUUCAAAAAGAGCUAUCCAAGCGCCAAUGGUGCUGAGAUUGGCGAGGAGGAAAAAACGAAAAAGGCCACCGACUUGGCUUUGGAGAUAGAAGAUAUAAUACAAAGAGAAUACCCGGGAAAGGCAUACGUCGGAGAAGGACGCCGAAUAUUGUUUGUGUUGAAGAAGCAAUUUACAGACGAAAUCUUUGCCGGAACUCUAACGUUGGAAGAUUUGGUUAAGAAGACCCCCGAGGAGAUUAACCAGGAUAUUAAGAGAAUCGAAGAGCAGAACAAGCAAAAUAUCAGAAAUAUUGUCUUGAAGGAAAACGACCAGACCCAGAUUGUGAGAAGGACGCACAAGGGAGACGUUAUCAAAGAAAAUGAAAAUGAAGAAUACUACCAAAUGGACGAAAGCAUUGGAGCUAGAGCCGUUGACCAUCGUCGAUUCUCCGAAGGUGGGGCUAGUCCAGCGCAAGUGGUAUUGUCCACGCCGGGCGAGCAGAGUGCUUAUAACAACACAAACCCAAGACUAGAGAGCGACGAUGAGCAUAGCGAUCUUGGCGAUGGGCAUGAACAACAACCACGGGAGGCAAAUCGUGUCUAUCUGAACAACAACAAAGCCAAGGAGAAGGAGGAAAAAGAGCAAGAAAAAAACGGCGACAAUGACGACUACAACAACGACUACAAUAACAACGGGAAAUACGGAGAUGAUCACGAGGACAACGCUGUAAGGUCAACGGAGUCCCUAAGUGACGUAGACCAACGCAGAUCCCCUGAUGCGCAAAGCUUGCAUGCAAUAUUGGCCGGAAAUGCUACUGGUGCUAGCACGGGCACUGGCGCUGUCACCGGCGCUGGAUAUACAGACCAGUCUAAAUUUGAACCAGUCGACGUUUGGCAUGGCUCGAUGACUUUUCCAGACUAUGCCCACUUUAAAGCUGUUGGAAAAUUCUACUCCUCAACCGAUGACAAGGAACACUUUGAUUUCUCCCGGGCAACCGCUAAAGAUAUAAUGAAAGACCACAAAUACACCAUAAGGGGACGACUCGAAAGAUCGCGGUGCGACAAGUAUUUAGAGCAGGUCAUAUCUACGAGGAACUUGUAUUUUGUUCAGAUUCAGCCGGAAGAAGAAAAAGAAGGAGACGACGACGAAGUAGUAUCCGGACUCGAUAGCUCAAAUUAUGCUCGUAACUAUGAUAGACUAUGUAAUUACUUCAUAAAAGAAAACAAAGUUGGUGUAUUGAGUGGCAAACCCGAAUUUGUGAAAGACUCCUACAUCAUGCCCAUUGAUUUCAGAGAUGCUCAUUUGGGAACCGUUAUCAAGAGUCACAAGAGAGAUUUGAGGAUUGGACUAUUUGCCGUGUUUGUUGUGAGCAAAGGUUAUACCCCGGUGGGGAUGAUACUGAGGCUGUAUCCAAAGUCAUCUGUUCCUGCAUCGUUACCAGCUGUGCCUUCGUCACUCCCCCCGAUCCCUUUAUCAAGUUCCAAUAACGGCAGCGGCGGCUACUACGGCGAUUCAAACCACAUGGAAGAGAGCGAUAAUCUCAAGUCGCUCUUGAACCAAUUGAAGUGA